CAUCAUCGAGUAUCCAAGGUUUUGGACAAAAACUUCAUUGAUACAAUUGGGUUAUGGUGUAUGGGCGGGUAUGGUCAUUAUUGGUGCUGGUAUGGCAUUUGGGUUCUCCGCCGUUACUUUGCCAGCAUUGAAAGGAGAUGAAACUAUAGAAACUCCGACUGAAUACGAGAAAGCUUGGAUUGCCAGCGUGAUAAAUCUCACAGCCCCUCUAGGUUGUAUUAUUUGCGGGUGGAUUAUGGACAAAUGCGGGCGAAAACCAGCAUUAGUUUGCAGUCAAGUGCCCAUGAUUAUAGGCUGGUUGUACACUUGGCGUGCAACGGCGCCUAAGGAUAUUAUUCUUGGUAGAACCAUAGCUGGAAUCGGAUGUGGAAUGGCUACCAGCGCGCCACGACCAUACAUCACUGAAAUAACCCUUCCAAACAUGCGAGCCACUGUCGGUGUCUUAAUUACGUUAGGCAUAUCUCUGGGACUGACCAUUGAGGCUGCGCUUGGUUCUGUGUUAAAAUGGCGUAUUCUCAGCUUAAUUGGUGGUAUAUAUUCACUAAUUUUCUUAGUGGCUAACAUUUUUCUCCCUGAAACGCCAUACUACGUCCUUAUGACGAGCACUAUGGCGAAAGCAAGAAUAACUUUGCAGAAAUUUAGAGGCCCUAAUUACAACAUAAACAAAGAAAUGGAAAGUUUGCUGUACUUCAGAGACAUGAAUCAGAUUCGUAGACUGACAACGAAAGAGCUGUUUAGAUCUUUAUUCAAGCCGGCCGCUUGCAAGCCGUUCUGGAUUGUGUUUCCUUAUAUAAUUUUUGCGCAAUUUUCAGGAAUAACAAUUUUAUUUUUUUACACUAUAGAGAUAUUAAAGGAGUGCAGAUCGUCUGUCGACCCACACGCCGGAAAUAUUGCCCUUGGUGCAACCAGAAGUAUUAUUAGCAUUUUAACAUCAAUUAUUUUGUUUAAAAUCAAGCGGCGACCUUUGGCAAUACUUUCUGCCCUAGGUGUGGCAGUUACGUGCAUACUUUUAAGUAUCUACCUUUUAUAUUCCACUAAAGAGUCUGUUGUCCCGCAAUUAGCUUUAAUUAUCUACGUUGCAUUUGGUACAAUUGGUUAUUACAGUCUACCUAUAUUGAUUGCAUUUGAACUAAUUCCUUUGCAGUUCCGUGGUCUUCUUGGUGGUAUUAUGAUAGCGGUAACAAAUUUGAUAAUGUUUGUCUGCAUACAGUCGUUUCCCUUUAUGAAGCGUGCUCUUACCCUGCCGUAUACUAUAUUAUUAUUUGGUAUAUUCUCUAUAUUAGGAGCUGUUUUUAUAAGCAUCGUCUUACCAGAAACAAGACAUUUGACUCUUUAUCAAAUUGAGCAAUUUUACAAGAAACCCUUGCCAACCGCUUUGGCGCCCAGCUCAGCGAUACUUACAAGCAGUGAAUAUGGUAUUUUCCAAACGAUUAUAAAUGUUUUUGCAAAGCUAAAACGUAAUAAAACAAUUAAAGAUCUACCCAAUAUUACCUUACAAAGGCAUUUUAAAGACAGUGUUCCAAAUGUUACAAAAGUUCCAACGAAUGGGCCAAGAAUAAAUGAGCAAGAGUAAACUACUCGUAAUAUGGAAAUGCAGAAUACAAAUAUUGUUUAUUAAAUUAAAAUUAUUACACUCAUCAUCAACGGUCGGACUAGGUCGGAAUACAAAUGAGAAGACAAAUGCGUACAAAUGUUAUUUAAAUUGUAAGGCGAGGAAAUACGUAUUAUAGAACGUUAUUUUUAAAUGCACGCUAGUCGAAUUUCUGCCACUAGGCAGAGAUAUUGUAUUCAGGAAGCCAUUCUAUAUAAGAUACUACCAUACAUAAGACACCAUAAUAAUUAUUAAGAUGUCAUGGGCCUCGUUGUCCAAUGACAUGCGUAUAGUGUCAAAGGACUUAUAUUAUUCGAUUGUUUCGUCAUGUGGUUGUCCGUGUUUGGAUACCAAGAGAAUAAGUGCAGUAAUUGUAUUAGAUCGUAACAAAAUGUGCUGAUGUGUAUUUUAUUAAGAAAAUAGAGUACAGCAUAUGUCACCAGCGCGAGUGCAGCCCAUGGGCCCCGGUAGAUGUACCGCCCGGAUGCAAACGAUAACCCCUCUAGUUGGCAUGCGAUUAAAAUGGAAUAUUUACAGUUAUAUUUUCCUUUUAAUCGGACAUUUAGGUGCAAAUGGUGCAAUAAUAAAUGAUAUUGAGAAGCAAUAGCCCAUUUACUUCGCUUGCACCGCAAACGACGCAGGCUCUUCACUACUUUUUUGGUAUUGGUUGAAAACAUUAGAUGUAUUUGAGACCUCAUUUCAAGUGUUGUAAUAUUUUUGUUAAUAUAAUCUUUUAUACAAACGU
Messenger RNA from Hyposmocoma kahamanoa, 2336 nucleotides. Its product is annotated as facilitated trehalose transporter Tret1-like. Gene Ontology annotation, cellular component: membrane. Gene Ontology annotation, molecular function: transmembrane transporter activity. Bases 71 to 1573 code for a protein of 500 amino acids. The record is from RefSeq and is a predicted model, not a curated record. The transcript is spliced from 9 exons. Gene Ontology annotation, biological process: transmembrane transport. NCBI's taxonomy places the organism in Eukaryota, Metazoa, Arthropoda, Insecta, Lepidoptera, Cosmopterigidae.